UUCUCCACUUCACCCACCGACUUCACUACGACGUGGAGCGGUCGAGCUAUAUACACAGCAGCAAUCGCCUCUCACUACAUAUCGAUUCUCAAGUGCUGUUUCUCUUACUUAUCUGCACAGCUCUCGACUUCACUUCAACCGAGGCCUCCCUAUAUAAAAUACCCCCUCCGAUCCUCCCACCCUCCUUUCUUCUCCCCACCACCUCUCCUCUACCUCAUACCCUUCAUCUUUUGUCGGCCCGGAGCUUCUCGACUGCUUUCCACAUCAGUCCACCAGCCUUCCGGUUCAUUACCUAUCACUGUGUAUCCGAUGAAUCCCAAAGCCAAUAAAUUCACCCCGAAGACUUCCCAGAAUAGUCAAAGUCAGGCUGUCGAGACUGCAGACGAGAUGACCGAGGAGCUCAUGCGCAGUCACGCGUCUCUUGAGCAAAAGGUCAAUCAAUACGUAUUCGACAAGGUCUCUCUCGAGAAUACAUUGAACAAGCUCAUACGUGACAACGUGUCCUUCCGGUCAGAUAUCGAGAAGCUCGAGAAGACCGUCGAAUUUCUCCUCUCGUCCGUCAAUAUGAUCAAGGCUCGUGACUUGAAUGCAAUUACGACUGUGGGUCCAAUCCAAGAUCAACGGGUGGCUGAGUUUAUACGAGAGCUCGAAAAUAUCAGCCACGAUGCGCGAAUUCUGGGAGCUUCUAUCGAUGGUGUUAAUGAUGAUCGGAAUCUGGCUGUCCACAACGUCCCAGGGCCAACUCAUGCGCGCGAACCUACCAACGGCCAUUCAGCUCACUCAGAUGCCCAUCUUCCUGUUCCAAAAAACAAGACGAACGGCAAUCCCGCUCCUUCGGUUGGACAUGGUCUCCAAGACUCCCUCCUGACUGAUUCUGAGGUUGAAACCAUUGACGACGACGCCACUACCGUGACUGGCUCAAUGUCUAAUAACCAAGCCAUCGUUUUGCAGGCGAAAAACGAUACGCCUGCGGCUGCGGCCACCUGGAUCCCCCACUACAUCGAAACCCUUCGCCCCCUCCACACAGCAAUUGCCAAGUUGAUCCCUCGCAUGGAGAUGAAGGGUGCCACGCUAGGAACCUUAAACACUAUAUUUCCGAAUGCUCAAUUGUGGUCACCUGGUCUCUUCUAUGCGCCUCCGGAUACUGGUAUCUCCACACUUCCCAACCGUUGCUACUACCUCAUUGAUGCCGAUGUCGAGCCGUUCGCGCCCCCUGCUCCAGGCCAACAUGGCGCAAAGCUCGUCCCUCUCUUCCGUCCCGAAAACCCCGAAGACGACCAUCAGGAUGAAGGACGGUAUGGCGUAUAUUCCGAGGAUACCCCGUUGUUCGUUCGAAAGAAAGAUGCAUCUGGCACCCUGAUGUACUACUAUUACGGCAACUACUCCCAGACUCGUUGGUCUGAUAAACUCGACUACGACCGAAUGAUCGAACAAAUUCCUCACACUGUCCUGGAAUACUGGGCUGAGCGGCUCAGCACUGUCAAGGAUCGUCCAGAGUGGCUCACGCACGAGUUGCUCAAUCACUUUUGGCCUAUGCCCAAGUAUGAAGGCAAGAUCGGUAGUGAUUCCGGCGGUUCAUCAGCUGCGAAUGGAAAUCAUAAGGCGGCUGAAGGGGAUGGGAAAUACAGCAAGAAAGUUGCAAAGGCGCUCGCCGACUACAUGAAAGAGCUAGAAUUGUGGGAGGAGGAGAAGCGCACAAAGCUUAGGUCAAGCGAGAUGAGCAAGAAUUUCUUCAUGGAGGCAUUCCACCGAGCUGAUGCAGACCUACCACCACCCAUGCGGUUCUACCUCGAGUACCUCGAGUGUGUCGACUGGAGGGCGGAUUACUACAACUUACUGGCUUCCAACCGCACACCUUGA
This is a messenger RNA of Periconia digitata, 1860 nucleotides long. The record is from the annotation of a GenBank genome assembly. NCBI's taxonomy places the organism in Eukaryota, Fungi, Ascomycota, Dothideomycetes, Pleosporales, Periconiaceae.